This is a messenger RNA of Limanda limanda (common dab), 1739 nucleotides long. It is a transcript of the gene cdk5rap3, whose product is annotated as CDK5 regulatory subunit associated protein 3. Gene Ontology annotation, cellular component: endomembrane system. Lineage: Eukaryota; Metazoa; Chordata; Actinopteri; Pleuronectiformes; Pleuronectidae. The coding region runs from base 145 to 1665 and encodes 506 amino acids. The record is from RefSeq and is a predicted model, not a curated record. The transcript is spliced from 14 exons. Gene Ontology annotation, biological process: regulation of mitotic cell cycle; regulation of cyclin-dependent protein serine/threonine kinase activity.
UGUAACGUGUCGUAAACACUGAGCUGCUUGUUCCGGGUCGUUUCUUCUGGAUUUAAAGCUUUUUUUUAACUGAACUCGUUCUUUAAAAUGAAGAAAUAGAAACAUUACGAUCUGCUUCGAGUUGGUUUCAGACAAGAGGAGACAAUGGAGCAGAAUAUUCAGAGCAUUCCCAUCGACAUCCAGAGCAGUAAACUUCUGGAUUGGCUCCUGGACCGACGCCACUGUGACCUGAAAUGGCAAAACGCAGUGAAAACCAUCCGGGAGAAGAUCAAUGUUGCCAUCCAGGACAUGCCCGAGAACCAGGAGAUCACACAGCUUCUGUCCGGCUCCUACAUUCACUACUUCCACUGCUUGAGAAUCGUGGAGAUCCUCAGGGGAACAGAGGCUUCGUCUAAGAACAUCUUCGGCAGAUAUUCAUCUCAGAGGAUGAAGGACUGGCAGGAGAUUGUGUCUCUUUAUGAAGCAGAUAAUGUCUAUCUGGCGGAGGUCGCCAGUCUGCUGAGUCGCAACGUGAGCUACGAAGGCCCGGCUCUCAGGAAGCAGUUGGCCAAAGCCCAGCAGCUGCAGCAGGAGCUGAGCCGACGGGAGGUGGAGUGUCAGAGCUCAGCGGCCGACCUGAGGGAACGAUACUACGCUGCGUGCAAACAGUACGGCAUCACCGGAGAGAAUGUGGCUCGUGAGCUUCAGGCUCUGGUCAAAGAUCUACCCGCCGUUCUUGAGGAAGUCGGGAAGGAUUCGGGGAAAUUGGAGGAGCAAAUCCGACUCUACGCCACUUUCACAAACUUCGUAUGCGAGUGGUCUGAACCGGUCCUGCCCAUGCUGACGUUCGCCCAGACGAGAGGAAACACAACGUUCUACGAGUGGCGAACAGGGAAAGUCCCCACAGUUGUUGAGAGGCCGGUUGAUGAGGCGGCUCCUUCUGGCUCAGCCACAGACGACAUGAUCGACUGGGGCGACUUUGGACAAGGAGCCGACUCCGCGGGGGUUAAUUCUGGCAUCGCUGUGGAGGAUGGUAUAGACUGGGGUAUCAGCGUGGAGCCAAACUCUGAGGACGCUGGGGCCGGCGGUAUCGACUGGGGCGACAGUGAAGCAGCUCCGAUAGAAAUUGAGAUCGUAGAUGUGGGAACAGACUGUCCAGAGGGCGUGGCCCGGGGGGAGGAUGCUUCCAGUCUGCUGGAGAACUCCCAGUCACGCAGCCAGUUCAUCGAUGAGCUCAUGGAGCUGGAGGUGUUCCUCACCCAGCGCCUCAGUGAGAUGGGAGAAGAGGGAGACGUGGUUUCCAUGAGCCAGUUCCAGCUCGCUCCUUCCAUCAUCCAGAGCCAGACCCAGAAGCACGUCCGGGAGAUGCUGUCCCAGGUGCAGGACCUUCUCCACCGGCUCACCACCCUCCGGAUGCAGCACCUGUUCAUGAUCCAGGCCUCGCCCCGGUAUGUCGAGCGUGUGUCCGAGGUGCUGAGACAGAAGCUGAAGCAGGCAGAGAUCCUGGUGCUGAAGGGAGCCACGAUGGUGGAGAAGAGGCAGGAGGCGCUGGAGGAGCAGUCCAGGCUGGAGCCGCGUGUGGACCUGCUGGCCGGGUGCACCAGAGACCUCCAGAAACUGAUCGAAGCCGACGUUUCAAAGCGAUACAACAACAGACCUGUGAACCUGAUGGGCGUCAGUUUAUAAAGAACGUCAAGACAUUCACAACAAAUAUUUUGUCAUGAUCUUAAAGGAGAAAUAAAAGUGGUAUUUAAUUUACA